Prunus armeniaca (apricot) is the source of this 171-nucleotide messenger RNA. NCBI's taxonomy places the organism in Eukaryota, Viridiplantae, Streptophyta, Magnoliopsida, Rosales, Rosaceae. The record is from the annotation of a GenBank genome assembly.
AUGGAAGUGGGGCAGAGUUCAAACUCUGUAUCAUCAGCCAAAUGCAAAGAGGUUGCUGUUUCCUACGAAAAGGGGAAGGGGCAUGAAAGCACUGCUCCAAACGGUCAAGACAGGAAACAGCGAAGAUCAAGGAACCAGCAAUCAUCAAGAGCCCGUCAUGGAAAAUUAUAG